AUGUGCUGCAUCAUUCCCACACGUUCCGCGCUGUCUAUCCUCUUUCUGCCGUUUGUCAUGGAACUUUGUCUCCAUUGCUCUUGUGUACCGCAUGUUCCGCAUGUUCCGCAUGUUCCGCGCAUGGACGAGGGCUCCUUCGUUACCCCAAGGCCACCAAUCAUACGCCCUGACGCCCGCAUCUCCACCGAACUCGCGGGCGUGUGGGGCCCGGCCAAGGGUUCAGCCUUCCUCAGAUGCGAAGGGGCUCACGCCAAGGACGAGGUAGAGAUCACCAUCGCAAUCGAAGCGCAUCGUCUAGGAACAGCACGACAAACACACCUUCAGCAUCGCGAGCUCGAUCAAUAUCGCGCCGCACUUCAUCCCAAAACACCCAAAGGCACGUGUCACUCAGAAGGACGGUCAAGAUCAGGCCAGCACUCUCUAUCGCCUGAGGAUAUACGGUACGUCAUGGACAUCGUGGUGCAGCCGCCCCGGACCGCUCGGGUCGGCCAAACUAUGCCUGGAUCUAUCGUCGUGCGAUUGCGAACCAUCAACGCCGAUACCGACGACGCUGUUGCAGACUCAACCAACCUUGUCGCAGUCGCAGCCUUGGUUCCUGGUCCUAACUCUGCAGUACCAGCAGACCCCAACGCUCUCAACACUCUGCUUACAGGUAGAGUUUUCGACUCAAUUCAUCCCUUCAACGACGACGAAGCUGAUGGAUUCAUCGCCUCAAUGGACAUGGCCGACCCACAGGGCGUGGGCUACAUGCGCUUUCCGGACCUAGUCAUCCGCCAGGCUGGUACCUAUCGAAUACGCAUUACCCUCAUCCGAAUCCGUAACUCGGCCUCAGAUCCUCCAGUUACAUCCGCGGGCAAUGGUCUGGCUGUACAUGUUGUCGACAGUAAUCCGAUUGUUGUCAAUGGGGGCGGGUCAGGUUCGAAUAUGGCUGUAUACAAUGCGCGAGUGGGAAACUAUAGAGGCAUUGGUACUCGCACCGUUUUCAGUUAUACAAGAAUGCCUGCAUUGCACUGGUUCAGCAUCACUGGAUCCGAGGCUUUUUUUGCUGAUCCCCCUCAGGUCUAUCUAGACUCUUUCCGUUCUAGGAAAAUAUCCUUCGCCUACCGUUCUCAGUCUCAUGCCGUCACCGUCUUCUUCCAAUGUGAAAGCUUAGGGUUGCAAUUCGUCUCUACGAUGAUUACAUUCAACGCGAUAUAUUUCGGAGAGCAAUGUGAGGGUCUCCUGCAUGGAGGCUUAGAUCACCGUCUGGCUGAUGAUCCCGGCUAA
Pyrenophora tritici-repentis Pt-1C-BFP is the source of this 1266-nucleotide messenger RNA. The record is from RefSeq and is a predicted model, not a curated record. NCBI's taxonomy places the organism in Eukaryota, Fungi, Ascomycota, Dothideomycetes, Pleosporales, Pleosporaceae.